AUGGUGAUGAUGGAUAGUAUUAAUUCUGUUCUAAACUGGGUAGUACCACCUGCAAGUUUGGUGAUGCUAGCUUUCUCAUGGCCAGCCCUUACUUUGAUCAAAGGGUGUGAAUGGCUUUAUUACUCCUUCGUUAAUGAAGAUAUGUUUAACAAAGUUGUUGUUGUCACUGGUGCUUCCUCUGGAAUUGGUGAGCAAAUUGCAUACGAAUAUGCGAAGAAAAGAGCAAAUCUUGUAUUAGUUGCACGAAGAGAUAACCGACUACAUGGGAUUAGUGAGAACGCUAGACGCCUGGGUGCACCAAAUGUGUUGAUAAUGGCUGCAGAUGUUGUCAAGGAGGAGGAUUGCAGGAGAUUUGUUAAUGAGACCAUCGGUUAUUAUGGGCAAAUCGAUCAUCUAGUAAACACAGCAAGCUUAGGGCACACCUUCUAUUUCGAUGAAGCAAAUGAUGCGUCGGUGUUCCCUAUUUUGAUGGAUAUUAAUUUCUGGGGAAAUGUGUAUCCUACUUAUGUGGCUCUUCCUUACCUAAGGCAGACUCAUGGGCGGAUUGUAGUUAAUGCCGCAGUAGAGAACUGGUUACCUCUCCCUAGAAUGAGCAUAUAUUCGGCUGCAAAAGCUGCUCUAGUUAACUUCUACGAGACGUUGAGGUUAGAACUAAACGGUGAUGUAGGAAUCACGAUUGCUACACAUGGCUGGAUUGGUGCUGAGAUGACCCGAGGGAAAUUUAUGCUAGAAGAAGGCGCCGAGAUGCAGUGGAAGGAAGAAAGAGAGCUACAAGCAUCAGGUAGCCCAGUGGAAGAGUUUGCACGGUUGAUUGUAUCUGCAGCUGUUCGGGGCACUGAAAACGUGAAAUUCCCAAGCUGGUAUGAUGUGUUCCUGUUGUACAGGGUAUUUGCACCAGACAUAUUGACGUGGACAUUCCGCUUGCUUUUGUCACGCCAAGGUAUGAGGACAACUUCUUUUAUUGGCACAGGAGCGCCUCUUUUAGAAUCUCCGGCCCCUCCCAAACAAUCUGCGAUCGGAAGCCCUCAGCGAUUCCCACGUAGCCCUCCUCAAUUCCCACGCAGUCCUCCUCGAGUCCAGCUAAAGCUAAUUCACGAAUAG
Erigeron canadensis is the source of this 1101-nucleotide messenger RNA. Its product is annotated as 11-beta-hydroxysteroid dehydrogenase B. The record is from RefSeq and is a predicted model, not a curated record. The coding region runs from base 1 to 1101 and encodes 366 amino acids. The transcript has 6 exons. NCBI's taxonomy places the organism in Eukaryota, Viridiplantae, Streptophyta, Magnoliopsida, Asterales, Asteraceae. Gene Ontology annotation, molecular function: oxidoreductase activity.